CUGCCCCCGACCAGAGCCCCAGUUCUAGCCCUGGCCCUUCCCCCACGCUGGCCCAGCAGCUGCUUGACUGUAGGGGGCCCCAGGAGGUCUGAGGGGGUUGGGUGCAUUCUGUCUUCGGACAAAUGACACUUUCAGAAGCUGGCCAACCUCAGCUGCUUGGCUUCUCUACCUCCUGAUGUCAUCUCUGUUGGACCCUGGCACGUGAAACAGUGUGUGUGUGCACGUGUGUAUUGUGUGCCCACACACUCGUGUGUGUAGGAAAAGGGGUAUGCUUGUAUGCAUGGAUCAGGUCACUUGGGGUGAAUGCCCUCUCUGCCCCUCCCCCACAUUCUUGUUGAGAGUGGGAGAUAAGGCUCAGGGCCACAGACAUCUGCGUCAGAGAUAGGAGGUCUCAAUGUCAUGGAUAGGGGCAACUGGGCCUGCAAGGCGUGGGAAGGACUGAGGAAGACCAGGGGCAGUCAUGGCUGCCACGGGAUGGAGCUUGACCGAGAGCUGGUCCUGGCCAAGGUGAAGGCCCUGUUCCUGGAUGCCUUGGGUCCCCCAACUGGGACUGGCGAAGGUGAGGUUCCUGGAAUCAGGCGGCUGCCCCGAAGACACACUGCAGGGGUUUUCAUCCACAGGAGCUCAGAGCAGCAGGAGGAGGAUGUCUCCCAAUCCAUCCUUUUCCCAGCCACAGGUGUCAGCUGUGAGGACGAGGCAGCCGCUGGAGGCCUGGUCCCGGAGGCUGACCAGGGUCUCUUCACAUAUAUGUUCCGGCCAUCUCAGCACUUGCGCAGCCGCCAGGUGAUUUCAGCACAACUGUGGUUCCACACUGGACUGGACAGGAGGGGCAUAGCACCGUCCAAUAGCUCAGGGUCCCUGCUAGAGCUACUGGUGCUGUCAUCAGGGGGUCCCGUGGCUGUGCCCAUAUCCUUUGGCCAGGCACCCCCCCGUUGGGCGGUGCUACGGCUGGCCACCUCUGCUCUCCCUUUGCUGACCCACCCUGUCCUGGUGCUAUUGCUGCGCUGCCCACUCUGUUUCUGCUCUGCCCGGCCUGAGGAUACACCCUUCCUCGUGGCCCACACUCGGGCCAGACCAUCCACUGGAGGGGAAAGAGCUCGGCGUUCAGCUCCCCAAAUGCCCUGGCCUUGGUCUCCCGCUGCCCUGCGCCUGCUGCAGAGACCUCCAGAGGAGCCCACUGCCCACGCCUACUGCCACAGAGCUGCGCUCAACAUCUCCUUCCAGGAGCUGGGCUGGGACCACUGGAUCGUACACCCUCCCAGUUUCAUCUUCCACUACUGCCACGGUGGCUGUGGGCUGCCCACUCCACCAGACCUGCUCCAACCAGUCCAGGGAGCGCCCCCAACCUCUGUCCAGCCCCUAACUCUGGUGCCAGGAGCACAGCCCUGCUGUGCUGCUCUCCUGGGAACUAUGAGGCCCUUACAGGUUCGCACCACCACAGAUGGAGGCUACUCUAUCAAGUAUGAGACAGUGCCCAACCUUCUCACACAACACUGUGCUUGUAUCUAAACGGGUCCUGCCAACCACCCACUGUCAUCAGCCAGGAGGAAGGAAAUGUGUGAAAAGUUGGUAGCUCCCUCUCCUUCUUCAACUUCUCUGCCUGAGGGCUCCCCUCCCCAUUCUGCUCCUGUCCCAUGGGUGACAUGUGACAAUAAAGAAUA
This is a messenger RNA of Octodon degus (degu), 1661 nucleotides long. It is a transcript of the gene Inha, whose product is annotated as inhibin alpha subunit. Gene Ontology annotation, biological process: SMAD protein signal transduction. The coding region runs from base 400 to 1509 and encodes 369 amino acids. NCBI's taxonomy places the organism in Eukaryota, Metazoa, Chordata, Mammalia, Rodentia, Octodontidae. The record is from RefSeq and is a predicted model, not a curated record. Gene Ontology annotation, cellular component: extracellular region. The transcript has 3 exons. Gene Ontology annotation, molecular function: cytokine activity; growth factor activity.